AUGUUCAAGUCAGCUCAAACACCCAUACAUCCAUCUCCCCUCCCCAUGGCCUACAACAACCUCACACCCAAAACUCGGCUGGGCGUCGGCGUCGCCAUCAUCGCAUGGGGCGGCUUGGGAUUGUAUCUAUCUGACAAAGCCGAGGAGAAGCUUGGAUUUACGCCGACCGAGGAGGAUAAGGCUGAGCUGCGCAACAUGACACCCAAAAUCACCACUGUGGACAAGAGCCAGAGGUGA
This is a messenger RNA of Trichoderma aggressivum f. europaeum, 237 nucleotides long. RefSeq lists its product as uncharacterized. The transcript is spliced from 2 exons. Bases 1 to 237 code for a protein of 78 amino acids. NCBI's taxonomy places the organism in Eukaryota, Fungi, Ascomycota, Sordariomycetes, Hypocreales, Hypocreaceae. The record is from RefSeq and is a predicted model, not a curated record.